CACUGGCCGACCAGCUUUCCGAUGUGAAAAAAGAGUAUGAUGAAAAAAGAUCCAUGAUUUCUGAUCUUGAGCAAGAGAUCAAUCAACUGAAGUUCAAGAUUAACUUACAAGAAGAAACAAAUAAGAAAAAGUUGCAAGACGCCCUUCUCGAGACGAACAAAACAGACGACGCCAAAAAUCACGAGAUCGCUACUCUGAAGAAGGAAAAGGAGGAACUAGAGGAGGUGAUCCGAGUCGGCGAGGAAGCUCAGAAGGAAUUGCAGAAUAAACUUGAGGAGUUACAGGAGAAAUACAAGUCCAACGAAAGAGAAAUGCAAGAAGUUCAGCAAGAAAAACGAGAACUUUUGCUGAAAAUCCGACAGAAUGAAGAAUCGAUUCAGAAGAUGGAGGACAAGCUACUCCUGGUGACCAAGCAGAGGGAGACACUACUCCGGGAGCGGGAGGAGGUCACACGCCAGCUUCAAGAAGCCGAGAAGGAAAGGGAGGAGGUCACGAGGGAGAGAGAAAAGGUCAUGAAGGAAAGAGACGAAGUGGCAAAGGAGAGAGAGGAUCUCUUGAGCGAACGUGAACGGCUGUUGGAGAAGGAAUCAGCGUCUGUAUCCACAAAGAGUGAUGUUUCUCAGGAAAAAGAAGCCACAGACGAAGAAAACGACUUGAAGAAACAGAAUGAAGAACUCCAAGAAAGGUUAAAGGUCGUGUCGGAAUUCUUCCAAAACAAGCAGACGCGCCUCCGAGAAAAAUACGAAGAAAGGAAAGAGCAAGUCCGAAAGUUAGAGAAGGAAAUGGAAGAACUGAGAAACGCGCAAAGUUCUUCGAAUGACUCUCAGAAAGAAGAUGCUGCGAUGAUCUCACAAAUGCGAGACGAAGUUCAGCAUCUUAAUGAGAGUCUUUCCCGGUGCCAGAAGGACUUGGAAGAAGCAAAGGUCACCCUUCAAGAGAGGGAAAGUAAUUACAAGAAAGAAGAGAAGAUUAAGAAUGUAAUGAUUUCGAAGUUGGAGGAAGAGGUCGAGGAACUCUUGCUAAAACUCAAGGAAAAUGAGAAGGCGAUAAGCUUCCAGAAAGAAGAUGCUGCGACGAUCUCACAAAUGCGAGACGAAGUUCAGCAUCUUAAUGAGAGUCUUUCCCGGUGCCAGAAGGAAUUGGAAGAAGCAAAGGUCACCCUUCAAGAGAGGGGAAAUAAUUACAAGAAAGAAGAGAACAUUAAAAAUGUAAAGAUUUCGAAGUUGGAGGAAGAGGUCGAAGAACUCUUGCUAAAACUCAAGGAAAAUGAGAAGGCGAUAAGCUUCCAGAAGGAACUCCGAGAGAAGGUCACCGAACUGAAAGCGAUGGAGAACCAGCUGAAAGAUAACGUGUCGACAAUGUCCACUCUACAGCGAAAGAACGCUCAGUUGGUCAAAAGAAUUAAGACGUUGGAGGAAGAACAACAAGCGAAAGAAAACGAAUAUCUGCAGAAGGAACAAACACACAAAGAACAGAUAAGAAAUCUCGAAAAUAGAAUUAAGAAUCUUGAAGAAAACUUGGCAGAGUGCAAAGUAACAAUUGACAAGUACGAG
This is a messenger RNA of Penaeus vannamei (Pacific white shrimp), 1553 nucleotides long. NCBI's taxonomy places the organism in Eukaryota, Metazoa, Arthropoda, Malacostraca, Decapoda, Penaeidae. The record is from RefSeq and is a predicted model, not a curated record.